Cynoglossus semilaevis (tongue sole) is the source of this 988-nucleotide messenger RNA. RefSeq names its product transcription factor BTF3 homolog 4. Lineage: Eukaryota; Metazoa; Chordata; Actinopteri; Pleuronectiformes; Cynoglossidae. Bases 131 to 607 code for a protein of 158 amino acids. The transcript is spliced from 6 exons. The record is from RefSeq and is a predicted model, not a curated record.
UUAUUGUGAAAAUCAAAAGCGGAGGUGCGUUUCAUUACUGCUAAAUUUAGCUUCGCUGUGUCAGCCUCAGUAGCGACGAGUUGAGUUCUAAGUUUUCUCUCCGCUAGUCCUUUGUCGAAGACUGAACAUCAUGAAUCAAGAAAAGCUGGCCAAACUGAAGGCUGAAGUCCGGAUAGGAGGAAAGGGAACUCCCCGCAGAAAGAAGAAGGUCGUUCAUAAAACAGCAAGUGCUGAUGACAAGAAACUUCAGGGUUCACUGAAGAAACUGUCGGUGAGCACCAUCACCGGUAUAGAAGAGGUGAACAUGAUAAAGAACGAUGGCACAGUGAUCCACUUCAACAACCCCAAGGUGCAGGCGUCCCUGUCAGCCAACACCUUCUCCAUCUCAGGCCACGCCGAGACCAAGCAGCUGACUGAGAUGCUCCCCGGCAUCCUGAGCCAACUGGGAGCCGACAGCAUCACCAACCUGCGGAAGUUGGCCGAGCAGUUCCCACGGCAAGCAAUGGACUCCAAAUCAGUGAAGGAGGAAAUAGCGGAGGAAGAGGACGACGAUGUACCAGACCUGGUGGAGAACUUUGACGAAGCUUCAAAGAACGAAGCAAACUGAAAAUGUUUACUUGUGAUCCCGUGACGGACGCUUUUUAAAUUUGUACCUCCCACAGACUCACAAAGGUUGUUUCCUGCUGUGAGGAAACGUGUGAGCUUUUAUUAAAAGUGCAAUGCACCACGUCUGCAGACGUGAACCACAACCUGCAGCAGACGGACGUCGUGCAGACCCAGAUCCAGGAGGUUUUUGGUUUCAGCGUGUGUUUUGAUAUUGUGGACACUCCAAGAAUCUGUGCUCCCGAAAACACUUUAGAAGCACUGUGAGCUUUCUACAUAGAUUUUAAUUAAAAUACUGUUUAUUAAAAAUACACAAGUGAAGAAUAAAUCAGACAUUUUACACAAAGUGGUAAUAGUGCAUCUAAUAAAAGAUUUUUAAGCUCUC